CCCCCAUCCUUCGCUCUGACUAGCUGACUAGCCGACAUGCUAUUUACCAACGCAUGUUUCCAUCGCGUAGGUAACAGUUCCUCACCAACACUUCUUAGAGAUCAUUCUAAAUUAGGAUCGAUUUGGACUUGUAAAUAUUUCUAACUAGUUUGCUAACAGGGACUUGCUAUUACCGAUAACUAACUUAUACUAAGUUAACUACCAAGGGGCCAGCAGGUAACUAGUGAGGGGCCAGCAUGGGACGAAAGAAACAGGGUCAGUUUGAAAGCAAGGGGAAGGAGAAAAGACACAAGAUGAAGGGAAAGUCCAUGGAGCAGUUCACGGAGGAGAUGCAGUGUGCCCUGGAAGAGACCUGUAUGUUCUGCCCGUCAGCGAGCCUCCUGCCGCGGGAGGACAGGGAGGCAGCUCCGGUGAAGCUGCCCUGUCCCCUCGCCAUGUGGGACCUGGGCCAUUGCGACCCCAAGCGCUGCACCGGACGCAAGCUGGUGCGGAAGGGCCUGGUGCGAGGGCUGCGGCUCAACCAGAGGUUCAGCGGCCUCAUACUGAGCCCCAUGGGCACCAAGUAUGUGACGCCAGCCGACAGAACUAUCGUGGCUCAGAAUGGACUGGCAGUCAUUGACUGUUCCUGGGCCAAACUGGAGGAGACGCCCUUCAGUAAGAUGGUGGGGUCUCAUCCCAGGCUGCUGCCAUAUCUGGUGGCAGCCAACCCCGUCAACUACGGCAAGCCCUGCAAGCUGUCCUGUGUGGAGGCCUUCGCAGCCACCUUCGUCAUCGUAGGGUUCCAGGAGCUGGCAGAGCUGCUGCUGAAUAAGUUCAAGUGGGGGGCGGGAUUCCUGGAGCUGAAUAAGGUCAUCCUGGCGCGCUACGCUGCCUGCAGCUCUGAGGAAGAGAUGCUCUCUGCAGAGAAGGAGUACAUCGCCGCCCCGCGGGAGGAGGAACCCUUCGAUCCCUUCGAUGUGGACUCAGGAAGGGAGAGCUGCAGUCUCAACCGGCCCCAGGGGUGAGCAUCCAGGCACUGGGGCCUCCUGAAGAAGAGGAGGAUUCUAGUGAAGAGGAGGAUGCAGAUGAUGAUGAUGAUGGUGUAGAAGAGGACGAGGAAGAUGAUGAUGAUGAUAAAGGGGAAAUAAUUAACAAUAAAGCAGAAGAUGGGGAAGACAAGUGAUGUUUGUAAGAUAUAAAGGAAGUAAGCUAACCUUUUGGGUAAUGUUCAAAGUAAUACACAUUUGUAAAUAAACAAUUUAUGUUUUUA
Molecule: messenger RNA, 1249 nt
Organism: Gadus macrocephalus (Pacific cod)
Lineage: Eukaryota; Metazoa; Chordata; Actinopteri; Gadiformes; Gadidae
Gene: tsr3
Product: TSR3 ribosome maturation factor
Exons: 6
Coding region: 237-1004 (255 amino acids)
Biological process (GO): maturation of SSU-rRNA
Molecular function (GO): rRNA small subunit aminocarboxypropyltransferase activity
Source: RefSeq, a predicted model, not a curated record